AUGCCUCGUGGACCGGCCACAAGCAAGCGACAGCCAGGCGCUGCGAAUAAGCGGGAUACUCGGCAUGAGAGUGGUCUUGUAGGGCCGGGAAAGGAAGUGCAGAGACAGAAGAGCAAUGGUCAUAUCAACGGUCAUGCAAAGUCCCCCGAGAAGAAAGGCAUUUCAACUCCACCAAUGCCUGGAACUCCUCCGCCUUCGAACGGCAGUGCGCGGCGCCCAGUACUCGGCGACAGCAUGGCAGAGCACAAGAUGGUAGCGGACAUGUCGAGGAAGGCCUCCGUCGAUGGAUGUUCAGAUUCGGCGUCUGAUGUGUACCAGAACGCGUCCGGAUCCCCCGCCACCAUCGAGAACCACCGCCAGAUCAACGUCAAUGCUGCCAAAAACCCUGCCGUUCACCAUGAUGCAUUGUCCUUCGCCCUCACUGUCCUAUGGUCCUGCCCGCUCUGGGACACUCUAGCCAUUCUCAUCGUCCUCCUCCAGAUCCCGCCAACUUUUAUCUCAAUCAUACAUCUUCUUUUCGCCACGUUGACCUUCGUACCCCCCUCGACUGCUGCCACUUCCGGAUUGAGCUUCACCGAUAUUCUACAGGGAACGUUGGGCACACCGUCAGUAGGCACGAUCUUCCUCAUCGACGUCAUUGUUCUCAUGGUGUGGCUCUUCUUAUGGGGCCCCCUUCAGGAUAUUGCACUGGACUUAGCACAGACAGUCAUCGCAUUGACUUUAGGGGGCGGAACGAGUGGGAAAGGAGCAGGAACGAAGAACGUGCUGUGGUGCUUUAGUGUUAUCGGGAUUUCGCAUUAUUUCCAGGGGAACACGACCCAGCACUUCGGGCUUAGAGCCCUCAUGGCUUCGAAGGGAUUCCUUGGGUCGCCAGAUCCUGACGAUCCACUGGAGCCGCGCUCGAUUCAUGGAAACAAGAGACAUGGCCUCAUACGAAGCAUUUUAGCGAUACAUAUCCUUACCCAGGGGGUGGUACGUUACAUUCGGGAUUGGUACGUGAGGAGAGAAAAACGAGACAACUCGGUAUCAUUUGGCGAUCCAGAGGCUGGCAAAGCCCUGGACGCCAGUAGCGAUUCAACAAUAGCGACACAGACCCCAGAGAACGAUUCUUCGGCCUCGACAGUGGUGGGGACACCAGCAACCACGCUGAAGAAGAAGAAGAAACAAAGCGCACAAGUUCGCAUACGGCAGCCCCUCUGGGCAGCCUUAGCUAGCACUAAGAUUGUUAUGGUCAAGGAGUACGAAACAUCACAUACAGCAUCUGAGUCUGCAGGCGCAAAUGCGAAAGGCACAAACGAUUUAGGAAAUGCGCCUUUCAAUUCUGAAGCCGAUCGAAUCUGGAUUACCUCCGUGGGGCCUGAUGAGGUAUCUUUCAGCACCAGCUUCUUCCCAGUCCACAAGACAUCAGAGGGCGGGAAGAGCCUAGACCAGUACGGUAUUGACAGAUCGAAACCUUUUUAUGUAAAGGUCAAUCACACAAUCUGGCAGCCUACUCGCAUCAAAUUCAUCUCCGGUACCGAGCAAACACCAGGACGGGGCACCAAAUGGUAUGGAGUGAUAGUAGGGCUCGCCCCAACUUCAAGCUAUCAAUGCGAUUUCUACAGCACCCGAGAUGACUCUGUGAUAUUUUCUGCCAGUGUUCGAACUCUUCAGUCCCCGACUGCCGAUCUGUCAAGUGGUAUCACGCCUGGCUCUCACAUCCAGGGCCGUCCUGGCUCGCCUACAACCACCCUUAGAACUUCCAUUGGGACUCAAAAAGCCAAGCUGGCAGACCAAAAGGGGAUUCUCAAUGCAAGACGCAGAGAACAGCGGAUCAAGCUUGGUUUGCUUAAAAAGGAAAUUGACAAGCUGAACGCUAGUCUCACAAGCACAGGCGGCAGCGACGAUAAGCAGAGGCAGAAAAUCCAGCAGUUCAACCUGAACAUGCGACAGGCAGAAGAAAAGAUCCGGGAACUCGAGUCUGAAAUCGAAAGUUUUCGGGCAGUUCCCACCGACUAUAGUGCUCGUCAUUCCUCUGCAAAAGCCGAAAUACAGUCCCAACGUGACAAGCACAAAUUGGCUCGUUCGGAUUUUGAAUCUGCAAAGCAAGCCGCGGACCGCGAAGUUGAGGACCGUAAGGGCGAUUUGGCAUCUCUUCAGCAGAAAUGCGAUCAUAAGCAGGGCCGACUCAGUUAUCUCCACAGCAAGCACGAAAGUCUGACAGAUGCCAAUGCAAAAGGUCUGGAUGAGGCACAGCGUAAGGAACGUGAGCGCGAGGCCAAGAGGCUGCAACGAAAAGAGCAUUCCGAUUUCUAUGCCUCUCGUGAAGCCGCCAUCUCUAGGCAUAUCUUCGACGGAAAUGAGGCUUUGAAAGCGCUGGGAGAAGCGAUUCAGACUCUUCAACAAAAAGUCGACCAUGCCCAGCUUCAGCGAGGCGCCUUUCAGCCAAACUACAGUCCUGCUAUGAGCUCGCAGAAUCUCGACCACGCUACUUUCGUGCCUGAUGGGGAAAGUGGUGCCAUGAAUGGCGAUGCUUCGCUCUGGAAUCCAACCUCCAACCCUACCUCCUCCGUAUGGGCUUAUCCAACCCAGUCCGCCCCUCCUCCGCCCGCUUACUCGCCCCGUCCGAAUAGGACUCGAGGUCGCAGCUCUAGUAUGUUGAGCAACGUCUCUGGUUUCACGCAGUCAAGCAGCGAAGGACAGACAAACUCGGCGUAUCCUGCAAUGGGUAAAGUGAUUGGGUCGGAUGCAGGGGAUGAGCGCCAGGAUAGCACCUCAAGCGGAUCUGGAAAUGGUAGUGUAGGCGACCCUAGAAGCCCGAAUGUAAGCAAUCCCAGGUGA
Molecule: messenger RNA, 2820 nt
Organism: Drepanopeziza brunnea f. sp. 'multigermtubi' MB_m1
Lineage: Eukaryota; Fungi; Ascomycota; Leotiomycetes; Helotiales; Drepanopezizaceae
Source: RefSeq, a predicted model, not a curated record